UUGUCAUUGCUAGAUUGGUCACUUACUUUUUAUGUGAGAUUUGUUUAAAGACUAUAAUAAAUAGUAAAUUUUUAUGGAAAUGACAUCGUAUGUGCGUGCAAUGUACGAUUUCUCCGGUGAGCCGGGCUCAUCGGAGAUUUCAAUAAGCGUUGGUGAAAUCCUAGCUGUCACUCGAACGGAUGUUGGAGAAGGUUGGUGGGAGGGAAAGAAUAGUCAAGGAAAAGUUGGUCUUUUUCCAGCAGCCUAUGUGGAAGUGAUGUCAGCCGCUGAGGCACAAAAACUGAACCAAACUAGCUCUGUAAGUAACACCACACCUGCAGCCGUAAUGCCUGCAACGACCACCACGAAUUCCACAGCAGCUGCUACAGCUGAUGCCGCAAAUAGGUAUGACCAAACCGCUGAUGAUAUUGACGAUUGGGAGGACGACUGGGAUGAUGAUAAUGAUACAUACUCAGAAAUAGGGCCCAGUGGUGGGGCAAAGUCCAGUAAUCAAGCUGCACACACUAACGCACUUACACAUUCCGCUAGCAACUAUGAUAAUAAAAAUCUACCUGCUGCUCCGAUGGAUGACUCUAUAUCAAUAGCGUCAGCAGCCGCCCCCAACAACACAGCCACUUUGAAAAAAUCUGGUAUGUUUGGUAAAAGUUCCGAUUCAUAUAUACUAGGCUUGGGCAACAAGGAAAAACUCUCUGAUCAUGAAAUUGUGCAUAUCACAUGUGUGGAUAAUUUCUAUUAUUGGCAAACCAAUCAUCAAACGUAUGCUGUAGUCGUGGCUAGCCCAAAAAAGGAAUCAAAAUUUAAGGGGAUGAAAACGUUCAUUGCAUACCAAUUAACGCCAAGCUUUAAUAACAUAUCUGUAUCAAGACGUUACAAACAUUUUGAUUGGCUACACGAACGUUUAGUGGAAAAGUUUUGUCUCAUUCCCAUUCCACCGCUGCCAGACAAGCAAAUCUCAGGCCGAUAUGAAGAACAAUUCGUGGAACAUCGACGUGUGCAAUUGCAAGAGUUUGUCGACUGGGUGUGUCGUCAUCCUGUGCUUUCACAAUGCGAAGUGUGGCAUCAUUUUCUGACCUGCAACGAUGAUAAGAUGUGGAAAUCGGGCAAAAGGAAAGCCGAACGUGACACAUAUGUCGGUGUCACCUAUUGUUGGGCUAUAUCGCCACCCGAGAAGACACUGUUGCCAUCGCUUGUUGAUGCACAAAUGGAGAGUUGUUCGCAGUUUGUACAUGCGAUGGAUAUUUCAGUACGUAAUCUUUUGGCAUUGUCUAAUGACACUGCGAAACGUUAUCAAACACAAUGUAAAAAGGAAUUCCAACGUAUCGGCGAUGGUAUGUCAGAUCUGGCAAAGGCAUUGAAUAUUGACGAACGACGCGCACCAUCAACAACAACUGCACUAUCGGAGAGUGUUGGACGUGUUGGCGGCAUUUUCAUAGGCGUGGGACAAUUGUUUGGCGAUCAGCCAAAAUUGGACUGGAUACCAUUUUCGGAUCGUUUGCAUAUAUACAGAGGUGUCCUGAAUAGUUUCCCGGACAUUCUUUCUACACAUAAAGGGGCAAUGCAAAAACGCAAAGAAUGCGAACGUUUGACUGCUGAACAAAAGAUGAGUAAUGCUCAGAUGACCGAUGUAAAUCGUCGUACCGAUGUUAUUUCCUAUGCUGUAAUGGCUGAAAUGUCGCAUUUUAAACAAGAGCGUGAUACACAUUUGAAACAGGCGCUAAAAUCAUUUAUUGAGGAACAAAUUAAAUUUUAUUCAAAUGUAGUUAAUAGACUUCAAGAAGCUUAUCGUCAAUUUGACUAACUUUGCUAAUUGCUCUAAUAGCUGAUCCCUGAGCUUUGAACGCUGCUGCUCGUCGCUGCUUUGUACUGCACAUUAGUGAGUGUUUGUGUGAGAUCACGAAAAACAAAAAAAAAAAACAAAAAACAAUAGCAAACCCAACAG
Molecule: messenger RNA, 1939 nt
Organism: Rhagoletis pomonella (apple maggot)
Lineage: Eukaryota; Metazoa; Arthropoda; Insecta; Diptera; Tephritidae
Gene: SH3PX1
Product: sorting nexin lst-4
Exons: 4
Coding region: 74-1798 (574 amino acids)
Biological process (GO): endosomal transport; protein transport; endocytosis
Cellular component (GO): plasma membrane; cytoplasmic vesicle
Molecular function (GO): phosphatidylinositol binding; protein binding
Source: RefSeq, a predicted model, not a curated record